AUGGAACAACCAUCGUCAAGCUCAAAAGUUACAGUGGAAUAUUUUGAUCCUGAUAACGUAUAUCCGCUCUUGUCGUCAGGACUUCUACCUCGACUUCCACUACGAAACUUACACUGGGAAUCGCAUGCUGGACCUCUCCGUUCCAUAUCCUCCCUCCAUGUCGACCUCAUCAAAUACAAUCUAGACUCCGGUCUGGAUCCACCGGUAGUACCUCUUAAUUUGAGUACGAUCGACCUCUCACGAGUAAGAAGUACAGAUUCUGGCAUCAGCGCAGAUGAUGGUUUCCGCACACAAGCAAUUGGCCAAGCUGCCGUUGACAGGCCUCCCACACUUUCUCGAUCCAGUACCACAAAUUCGGUCGUCAAAGGUCGUAGACAUCAAAUUCCUGGUCUAAGGCAGACACCAUACUUGAAGAUUUUAUUUUUACGCUGUGAUGAUAACGACACAUACAAGUCUCAGGGUCGGAAGCAGGUUCGAGAAUGGAUAAAGGAGCACACCCCGACAUCUGCAAGCAAGUUCAAUUCGCAGGAAAACCAUGACAACUUUGAAUAUCUCAUUGUUCAUGUAAUUGUUCCAAAUACUGCAGCGGCUACGCAGCCUAGAACGAGUGGAAAAAGUGCAGAUGGUAGUUCUGGAUCCACCAGUGAGAAGUCUACAGCACGUUGGAGAGGCGGAGGAUCAUCUACGAUUCUUGAGAAACUAAGAGCAGACUUCAACGGCUCAACGAAGUAUGGUGUUGAUCGGGUUGCUCAGAUUCGCAUCGGCAUAAAUGAUGUCCCAUAUAAUAUGCUUCCCCGUGUUGUACCAGCAAUUCCCGGCUCCUAUACGGAAACGCCACAAGAGAAUGAAAAUGCCUGGAUUGAUCUCAUUUCGAAGCUCAAAUUCUUGAUAUUGCAGUCAUUUGACAUGCGGGUAACUCAGUACGAAGAAAACAUUCGUGAAAAGGAUAGUCAGAGAAUUCUACCCGGCUGGAACUUCUGUACUUUUUUUGUACUCAAAGAAGGUCUGGCAAGAGGAUUUGAGAGCGUUGGUUUGAUUGAAGAUGCUUUAGUGGGUUAUGAUGAGCUUUCUAUUGGUUUGGACACAAUCGUUAGAGACCAAGCUAUCGCAGAGUCCGGAACCCAACAUGGCGGCGCUUUUCUACCCUACACCGAAGAGCUUAAACUACAGGCAGAGCGAGCUAGAGAGGCUAUAUUGAAAGAUAUAGGCUUGGAAGGUACAGGAUCAGAGUCAGAGGAGCCGUUUGAUCUACAGUCUAUGGGCGGGGCGAUCGAGAAGGAAGAGGAUGAGAUACCAAUUAAUGCGUCCAAGAAGCGAUACCGAGAACUCAUUCUUGCGAAUGACGUCUCGGUAUUUGACUUUCGUUGCUAUAUAUUUGCUCGCCAGUUGACUCUCUUACUACGAUUAGCAAAUGCAUGGUUUACACAAGCAGAAUUACUCGCAAAGCUAAAAGAGCAGCGAGAAUCAAGCCUACUUGGUGUAGCUGCUAGAUUUCCAACUUCACAACCCUCAGAUGAUACUGAGAACCUUGCUGUGCUUGGUGAGGUUUGUAAGCGAGCAAUGGACUUCAUCGCUGCUAUAUCAAAUAUCAUGCGUGAGGAUAUUUGGAGUGGCUAUUUCCAUUCUCAAAAAGAGAUUUCGUACGAGAAGGCAAAAUCUGAUUUUAAAUCAGAUCCUGUAAUGAAUCAAGUGAUUGAAAAUGUAGUUUCCUCUUGCACCUUUUCUCUUGCUCAGCAGAUACUUGCACAAACUUCAACAAAGGCGUUACCUAUACCACCUUCGUCAUUGGCGCCUCCUGGUGGCGGUGCAGAGUCCAAAUCUGCAAUACCCGAACCCAAAACUAUGAUGCACCCUGCUAGGACAACUUCUCUCGCACUCCGAUCGUCAUCACGAGAGCCUCCAAGUCCCGGACUAUUUCCUGCAGGUCGAAGAGCUAGUGUAACUGGUUCUAAUGUAGGUUCGUCAACCUUCCUCAAAAAUGGGUUGGAGGAUCUUGCUGCCCAUCGAGCCGAGCUUUACUUGCUCUCUCGGAGUGUUCUAGAACAUGUUGGUAAACAACGUGAAUGGACUACCGGUUGGGAAGAUGUAAACAAGCACCAAAACGAUGAUGUGGGAGCCAUGGAAGUUGUUAGUCUUGAUGAGAAGGCUUCAUCAGACAAAGACGAGCUGACUGUCUCAACUCAAAUUCCGCCUUCGUUACAUGGUAUUGACAGCAAGUUGCUCCGGACAGCACUAGAUAAUAAGGAUGACUUCUAUCGUCUAUAUGAGACUCUAACUGAUAAAGCACUUCGACAUUAUACUGUGGCAAAUCGGACACAGUCUGUGCAAACCAGCAUGGCAGAUCUGGCUAUUCUCAAGUACCACUUAGCAGACUAUGCAGCUGCUGCUUCAUACUUUUAUCGCAUUACUCCGUUCUAUGGAGAUGCUUCGUGGACACAAGUCGAGAUAUCGCUGCUAGUAAUGUACGCCAAAUGCCUCAAGGAAUUAAGUCGCAAUGAUGAAUAUGUCAAAGUCGUACUAAAGCUUCUUGCGAGAGUGGCUAUGAUGGAAAAAGACAAACUUACCAGGAAAUCAGCUUUUGAAAUCGGUCGAAUGGGCACAUUUGACAAAGGAGAUGUUAUGCUCAGUGAUAUAUAUCUAGAUGAAUUGUUACAAAUCACACAAACCCUGUCUUGUGACAUUUGCGUACCGUUGCAGGACUACUUUGGCAGGACUGAAGUAGAUGGGACUCCACAAUACCAUCCCAGCCAGGAUAGCUUCGGAUUACAGCUUCGACUCCAGUACCUGCUGAAAGAAGACCUUAACAUCGACAAGGCUCGAGUGAGGAUUGUCCCAUUAUUGGGUGGUCCCGGUCGAGAAAUCUGGCUCGAAACGAAUGAGGCAGUUCUAUUCAAAACGGGGUGGAAUAAACUAUACGCUCAAAGCAAUAUCUUAAUUCCCGGCUCUUACCAAGUUACACAUGUCGUUCUUUAUAGUAGUAAAAUUGUCAUGGAGUAUUCGCAUGACAAUAUUGGGCAUCUAUCGACAAGAGGCAGCAGCUUUUUCAAGUGCCCGAAGCUACUUCUCUACCACCGAGCGGAGGCUUUCAACGCCAAGCUCUUCGCCUCCAAAUGUAUGUAUCUAGACCAGAAUCGUUCUCUGGAAAUUGAGUUGUCGUCUGGGUGGAAUAUUGUCACAAGUGGCCAGCUUCAGAUUCGCGCGGCAACAGCUGGGCUGCGACUUCAAACCAGUGAAGUAUCGGUCAUCGACGGACAAGUCGAUAUUUCAAAAAAACCAGAGGCAGGUGUCGUUCACUUUGGUGCUAUGGAAUCGGAGACUCUUGCAAGGAUACGAGUACCAUUCAAUCUUGAACAUGAGGUGAAUGAAGUCACACUCCGACUUGAGAUAUCAUACACAACAAAAGAUGGAGAAUUUUCCUUCGCAACCACUUCAUCGGUGUCAAUUAUGCUUCCAUUGGGCGUUAAUGUCCAAGACGUUUUUAAGCACAAAGCAUUAUUCUCGAAAUUUACCAUCUCGACAUCCACAAAUAGCCCACUUCGACUUCUUAGCUCUAAAUUGGAAAGGUCGGAAGUUUUCGAGGCGCAAUGUGGGCUUGGUCUAACAAGGCCUCUCACCAUAUUUCCUCGUCAGCCAGCGUCGCUUUUAUACAAAAUCACAGAAACAAAUUUGCCUCCUUCCCCAACUGCUCGACGUAAGUCCCAGAAACCGAGAACUCUAUCUCUUAUCUUACAUUAUGUUUGCCUUGAUGAAGAAGUUUAUGAUGUCGUGGCACAAGUUUUGGGAGAUUUUCUCGAGGGCAACUCAUUACGACCAUAUGCUCGCCUGAUAAUACCCGUUAUCCUUUCGGAGCUUCGAACACAUUUCCUACCAUAUGAUUUUGAAAGGGCAGCCAUUCUUGGUGAGAUACCUACUUCGGCUAUUCUCAACAUCAGAUGGCAUGAUCACUUUUCGGGUCUGGGCAACUCUAUUGAACAAGAUCAAGAUACUGCCGUGCUUAUUGGAAAAAUGCUCAAGGCAUGGCAGAAACAAAACUCUGUUAUCCCUUUGCCGCUUCUAUCUAUCGAUGAUGAUGCAAUCUCGAAAAGCAGAUCCAUCGUAAUUCCUGUGGACGUCCCUUCAGUGAUGGUGGUGCAUACUGCUGAUAUACGUCUGCUUCAGACAGCAUCAAUAGCAUCUAGUAGUGCUGUAGCAGCAGCGAACGAACCGAUACCAGCAUCCUUACACCUAAAGUCAACACGGAACUGGGAUACUGCCUCUCAAGAUGAUAUCACAAGCCCAGAAGAAGACCUAGAAUUCGUCUAUGAGGUUACAGGUCCAUCAGACACCUGGCUUAUUGGUGGUAGGCGAAAAGGUCACUUUAAACUUCACAGAGAGAUAGAUGGAAGGAAUCAUAAGUUAGCUUUUCCAAUUGUAUUGAUACCCCUCCGAGAAGGAUUUCUACAAUAUCCUACCGUGGAGAUCAAGGCACUUCCUUCUAUCAGAAAUACCAGGCCAGGAUCGCCGGGCGACGGAGAGGAAAGUGUCAAAGGUAAGCCACGGCUUGUGACCUGCGAAACUGACUGCAAGAAUACUGGAGAGACUAUCAGGAUUAUAAGUGAUGCUAGGAAGACAACUAUGAGUUUGGAUGCUAGUGGACCGCAGGGCGGAGCCUGGUUAUUGGAAAGCGAGAGAAGACCAGCGGGAGAUGGAGGUGUUGUGAUAGACUAA
This is a messenger RNA of Sclerotinia borealis F-4128, 4707 nucleotides long. The record is from the annotation of a GenBank genome assembly. NCBI's taxonomy places the organism in Eukaryota, Fungi, Ascomycota, Leotiomycetes, Helotiales, Sclerotiniaceae.